This is a messenger RNA of Schistosoma turkestanicum, 1756 nucleotides long. The record is from the annotation of a GenBank genome assembly. NCBI's taxonomy places the organism in Eukaryota, Metazoa, Platyhelminthes, Trematoda, Strigeidida, Schistosomatidae.
GUAAUAAGUAGCAAGACAUAUUCGUUUCAAGUGCAUUUAUAGCCUACAAAUAAAUAUACGUUGUUUCUUUAAAUUUUUUUUUGGAUCUGUUAAAUCUACCACAAAAUGAAGUGGAUUUACGCUUAUUUUCUGAUAAUUUUAUCAUAUUCAUUGAUAUGUGGUAAAAAAAAUUACUACAAUAGUGAUGAAGAAGAGGAUGAUAGAAAAUUCGAUAAAUUAGAUUAUUCAUUACAAGAAGAAAUGUCCGGUGGUGACGGUGACUAUUAUGGUCCCACUGAAAGUGACCCACCACAAGAUCGUAACGAUGAUGGUGCUGAAGGUGAUCCGAAAGAACCUGAAAGUCGUAACCAAGAAAACAAUCCAAAAGAGGACGGUGAACCAGAAGAGCCAGAAAAUCCCAACUAUGGUGGAGAGUCGUAUAAUUCUAAAGAACCUGACAAAUAUACUGAUACUGAGAAUUAUAAUUCAGAUAAUAAUGAAAAUAACGAUAAUAAUGAUUAUGGUAAUAAUUACAAAAAAUAUCGAAAAGACAAAUUGAAAAAAAAAUCUACUAAAUCAAAUGAUAAAAAAUACUAUUCUAAUGAAUCAGAUGAAGAUGAUAAUGAUAGUGAUUCAAAUGAUUAUCGUGAAUAUGGUUAUCCGAGAAAACGGAAAAAAAAAUUACUGAAGAAAAAAUCUCAAAAAGAUUCGGAUAAAACAGAUGACAAUGAUGAGAAUUAUAAUACUGAAAGUUCAUACAAAAAAUAUUCCACUGCUAAUAAACGAAAUAAAUUUACAUCAAAGAAAAAAACCUAUGGUGGUAAAUACUAUGAUUAUAAUAACAGCGACUCUACUGAUGAAGAGAACUACGACGAUCGUAAUUCUAAGUAUGGAGGAAAAUACAAACCUUCAAGGAAAACAAGAUCUAAACGAAAACGAAAAUACUCCACAUAUAAUGGUGAUGAUAAUGAUGAUGACCAGGGUGAAAGCAGCAAGAAAUAUCAGUCAAAUAAUGGCCGGAAAAAAAAGAAAUCUACGAAAACUGGUAAUAAGCGUAAAACCUAUGAAUCCGAUCCCUCUGACACUAGUUCUAGAAAGAGAAAUCGUAAGGAAUAUUCUGAUAAAACCAAAUAUUAUGCUGAUAAUGAAAGGGAUGAUGAUGCUAAAGAAGAAUAGAUUGAUGAUGAAUGACAAUAAUAAUAGUUAUUCAAUUGUUACAAUGAUAUACUUAAUGUUUAAUAUUGUCUUUUUAUCAAAUUAAUAAGUGAUUGUUUCUUUUUCGAAUUAAGGGAAAGAAAGUAUAGUGCAUUAAAACAAAUGUUUUGCUCAAAGAAACAAAACUAUGAUAUUUGGUUCAAUGUACUCUAAAAAAAUUCAUAAAAUGAUUAUAUAAUAAUAAGCAUCAACUGUUGUACAAGUUUUAAAUUUUACUUAGUUGUGAUGGUCUACAAUUUAGACAGAAGAAAACUUGGAAGUAAUUAUUAUUAUUAUUAUUAUUUUCUUGGUUUUGUUUCAGUAGGAAUCGAUAAAAGUUAUCAAAACUUCAAACACUGUUGAAUAAACGUUUCGAUCUAAUUGGGUACUGUUCAACAAUACUCACUGAAAUCAUGUAAAUGUCAAGCUACAUAUUGAUGCCACUUCCGGUCAAACAUAGUUUUUUAUACUGGUAGGCCCUUUUUUGGGAAAGAGACAUACAUAAAAGUUUUGCAGCAGCUGUUUCUUCAGGUUUUUUUUGUUUUUUGUUCCUACUGCCUAUUCAGUAAUAUUUGACCAUAGG